This is a messenger RNA of Uloborus diversus, 3396 nucleotides long. RefSeq lists its product as uncharacterized. NCBI's taxonomy places the organism in Eukaryota, Metazoa, Arthropoda, Arachnida, Araneae, Uloboridae. Gene Ontology annotation, molecular function: nucleic acid binding. The coding region runs from base 1 to 3396 and encodes 1131 amino acids. The record is from RefSeq and is a predicted model, not a curated record. Gene Ontology annotation, biological process: DNA integration. The transcript has a single exon.
AUGGUCACGUUAACCCUGCAGAAUACCGAGUUACCAAAAUUUUGGGAUUUAGAAGUUUUAGGAAUUAAAGAUCCAAUAGAAAGAAAAAAUAAGAUCCUUCUUGAAGAAGAAACUCUAACCCAUUUCCGAGAAACCUUAGAAGUUCUAGAAGGCGGACGAUAUGAAGUAGCUUUACCUUGGUUGUCUGGACAUCCACCUGUAUAUGAUAUGUACGAUGUCGCUGAAUCCAGACUACGUUCAGUAACAAAACGUCUAUUAAAAGAAAACAUCUACGACGUGUACGAUGAUGUUUUGAGACAGUGGCAAAGAGAAGGUAUAAUUGAAGCUGUACCGCAGGACGAAAUUUCGAAACCUGGUCAUUAUCUUCCUCACAGGCCCGUUAUCAAACCAUCAAGUGCUACAACUAAGGUUCGACCAGUCUUCGAUGCCUCCUUUAAACGAACAGGUUAUGCUUCUCUAAAGGAAUGCUUGAGUGUUGGACCUAGUCUUUCGGAACAGAUUCCCCCACUUCUGUUAAGAUUUCCCACUGGUUCUAUAGGAGUGAUUGCUGAUAUAAAACAAGCUUUCUUACAAUUGAGUGUCAAACCGGAGGAUCGUGAUUUUUUAAGAUUCUUGUGGUGGAAUUUCAAAGAUCGAUCAAAAUUAGAAUUCAGGAGGCAUUGUCGAGUAGUCUUUGGAGUGACUUCGAGUCCAUUUCUCUUGAAUGCUAGUAUUCGUCACCACCUUAAUUCAAAGGAAUACCAACUUGAAUCUCUUCAGCCGAUUGUCGAGAAACUUAAAAAGGGUUUCUAUGUAGACAAUUUGACUACCAGCGUUGAGGACCAAGAAGAGUUGAUGGAGUUCAAGACUCAGACGAUGAAGAUAAUGAAUGCUGCUUCGUUUGAAUUAAGAUGUUGGGCUCACAGUGGAGAUCAGAACCAGGAAUGUCAAAAUGUUCUUGGUCUCGAGUGGGAUACAAAGACUGACGAGCUGUACUGUGUUGGUCCUGAUAUAAGUUCCGUUGAAGUUGUAUCCAAGAGAAAAUUACUUUCCGUUGUUAACGGCAUAUACGAUCCUGUGGGUUUCACAUCUCCUGCGACACUGUUACCAAAAUUGUUACUCCAAGAGGCUUGGCGCAAUAAGUUGGAUUGGGACGAACAGUUGCCUUCCGAAAUGCAGUUACGCUAUCAACGAUGGGCAAAGCAUUUAGAUCUUAUCCAGAAAUGUAGGAUCCCUCGUAGGAUAUUGCAUGGAACUUUCGAAAGGGCCAGUUUACACAUAUUUACAGAUGCAUCGGCUCAUGGGUAUGCCUGCUGUGCCUUUCUACGAUGUGGAGAAGAGGAGGAAGUGAGAGUCUCAUUAGUUUCAGCAAAGGCUAGAGUAGCUCCUCUUCAGAGACCAACAAUUCCACGAUUGGAGCUUUUAGGAGCCGCUAUUGGAGCUAGAAUUGCUUCAACAAUAUUAGAAACAUUUAAUUUGCCUUUAAAGACGUAUUUUUGGACAGAUUCCAUGAUAGUUCUGGGAUGGAUUACUAAAACAGAACCCUGGAAUACGUUUGUAGGUAACAGAGUGAAAGAAAUACAAGAACUUACAAACAUAGAAGAUUGGAGAUUUGUCCCUGGAGAUGUCAAUCCAGCAGACUUACCUUCCCGCUCAUGUGAUUGGUCUGAACUUUUACGGAGUCAAUGGUGGGAGGGUCCAAAGUGGCUUUAUGAACGUCCAGAAUUUUGGCCUUACACUGAGAUCAUUCUUCCUGACGAAGCGAUGUUAGAACGACGGAAGUCAGUAGCUGUUAAUCUAAAUAUUGAAGCAAAGGAGCAUUUUGGAAAUAGAUUUUUAUACUUUUCCAGUUAUCCAAGGAUCAUCCGCUUGACAGCCUGGGUAUUGAGAUUUUGCCAGAAUAUCAAAGUGAAUUCUUCCAAGUUGACCAAGGAGCUGUCAUACGAAGAAAUUCGAAGGGGUGAGGAAACUCUGAUACGAAUAAUACAAUCAGAAUGGCCAACUGACAUUAGGGAGAAGUACUCUCAGACAAUUCAGUUUUACGAAGAAAAUGAAAUAUUGAAAGUUCGAUCAAGGCUAAUCCUAGGGCAAGAUCCAGAAGAUUUUGUACGACCCAUAGUUUUGCCAGAUCAUCCAAUUGUCAGAAAACUCAUAGAAUAUACUCAUAAGUCACUUCACCAUGCAGGCGUGCAAACUACGUUGUCUCAUCUACGCGACCGAUUUUGGAUUCCUCGGGGACGGAAAGUUGUUAGAGAAGUUUUACAGAAGUGUGUGACAUGUAAGAGGUAUACAUCAAAACCUGUAGUACCAGUUGUUCCUGCUCCUCUUCCUAUUGAUAGGAUCAAUCGUGUAGCUGCAUUUCAAGUGACUGGGGCUGAUCUGGCAGGUCCUGUUUAUUUGAAAGGAAGGCAAAAGGCUUGGAUAGUGCUUUUUACGUGCGCGGUAUAUCGUGCUAUUCACUUAGAGUUGGUGACAUCCCUGUCUACUGAAGCAUUUAUGCAAGCCAUGAGACGAUUUUUUGCUAGAAGAGGACGUAGUUCUAUUAUGUACACUGAUAACGGAACUAAUUUUUUGGGAACAACUAGAGCUCUCAGCUCCCUCAACUGGCAAGAAAUAACAUCUGAAUGUGCUAUCCAACAGAUUAAAUGGCACUUCAAUCCCCCUACAGCACCAUGGUAUGGAGGUUGGUGGGAAAGAAUGAUCCGCACCGUUAAAGAACUUUUGAGAAAGGUAUUAAGCCGUGCUUCUGUCACUUACGAGGAAAUGGUGACUUUACUAUGUGAAUGUGAAAGCAUAGUUAAUGGACGUCCUCUCACAUAUGUUUAUGAUGAUCCGAAUGAGUUGAGGGUUAUCAAACCUUCCGACUUUAUACAAGACAUAAAAGGAAAUGAAACUGUGGAUUUGGACAUCGUAGAUACCAGACAUCUACGUAAUCGCAUUCGAUACCUGCAGAAUCUACGUUAUCAGCUACGUCAACGAUUCCAAAAGGAGUAUUUAGCAGAACUUAUACGGAAUCCUCAUUUAUCUACCAAACGACAGAACCUGUCACCAGGUGAUAUUGUUCUCAUUGGCUCAGAAAACACAAAACGUUUAAAUUGGCCUUUAGGACGUGUCAUCAAACUAUAUCAAGGUAAGGAUAACAUCAAACGAGUACUUAGAUUACGUGUGGCUAAUGGAGAAAUCAUCCGUCCAGUUCAAAGAGUCUAUCCUUUGGAAAUUAGUUCUCCUGAUAUCUCCAAAGAUAUACCCGAAAAUGUGGAAGGUGCUUCUGAUAUUACUGAUGAUGAUAUUGGAGUACCUGUUGCUUCAAAUGAAAAAUGCUGUCAAUCUGAAGCAUUCCCUCAAGAAAAAUUACAGACUGCGAAACAAACGCGGUUUGGUCGACGAGUUGUUCCUGUGAAACGCCUGGACUUAUAG